Messenger RNA from Astyanax mexicanus (Mexican tetra), 2179 nucleotides. RefSeq names its product syntrophin, beta 2 (gene sntb2). Bases 173 to 1876 code for a protein of 567 amino acids. Gene Ontology annotation, cellular component: dystrophin-associated glycoprotein complex; synapse; intracellular anatomical structure. The transcript has 7 exons. The record is from RefSeq and is a predicted model, not a curated record. Gene Ontology annotation, molecular function: protein binding; structural molecule activity. NCBI's taxonomy places the organism in Eukaryota, Metazoa, Chordata, Actinopteri, Characiformes, Acestrorhamphidae.
UUGUAAACUGUGUGUGUGUGAGUUUGUGUGUGUGUGUGUGAGAGAGAGAGUGUGUGUGGGCGUGUACAUGUGUGUGUGUGUGUGUGUAGAGUUGUACUCGGGAGCGGAAACUGAAAGUUCGGACGGUAUGAGGGGUUCGGUAUGAGGAGUUUGGACUGAGCGCGCGCGGGUGAUGGCGAUCUGGACUCGUGCGGAUAAGAACGGUCAGCUGGACCUGCUGCUGCGCGAGCGCUGGGUCCGGGUCACGGCCGACCUGAACCGGGACACUCUGACCCUGACUGCGGAGGGGGAAGCGAGCGGUGUGGAGCUCAGAAACGGACUGUCUAACGGGGGUGAUCCCAUCAGCGAACAGAACCGACUCCGGAACCAGAACCCGGAGCUUCAGCCGAACCACGGGCACUUAAAGCCCAGUGGUGGCAGCGUGUACGGCUACAGCAGCCCCCGCAGACCGAGCCGCGACAACGGCACUAGCUCGGACUACGGCAGUCCCGGGUCAGGCUACGGAAGCCCAGGCUCCAGUUUCAGCUCCAGACAUGGGGAGGGGGCAGGAGGCGGCAACAGCAGCGCAAACUUCGACACGAGCCCAGCGGAGACCGUGAGGAAGGUCCGGGUGGUGAAGCAAGAGUCCGGCGGACUGGGUAUCAGCAUUAAGGGUGGCCGGGAGAACCGCAUGCCCAUCCUCAUCUCCAAAAUCUUCCCCGGUCUGGCCGCGGACCAGAGCCGCGCGCUGCGCGUGGGAGACGCGAUCCUGUCCGUUAACGGCAGCGACCUCCGCGAAGCCACGCACGACCAGGCGGUGCAGGCGCUGAAAAAGGCGGGGAAGGAGGUGACGCUGGAGGUGAGGUAUAUUCGGGAGGUAUCCCCCCUGUUUAAAAAACCAUCAAUGCUGGCUGAGCUUCCCUGGGAUGGCCCGUGGUCACCGUCCUCCAACUUUACCAACAAUGAGGAAUCCCCAAAACACAGCAGCGGCAAAGACAGGAAAGUCAUCCCACUUAAAAUGAGCUUCAUCUGCCGAAACCUCACUAUGCCUGACCUGGAGAACAGGCUGUUGGAGCUGCACUCUCCUGAUGGUCAGCACACUGUGGUUCUGCGCUGUAAAGAUGGACCCACUGCCCACUCCUGGUUCACUGCCAUACACACCAACAUUGCCGCCUUGCUACCCCAGACCCUCACUCACGUCAACGGCUACCUGAGCUCGUCAAGUGCCAGCACACACACACAGCUCAAACAUAUCGGCUGGCUGUCAGAACAGGUUCCGCUGGAUGGUGGGCGGCUCCAGUACAGGCCGGUCAUCAUGGCGAUAACAGAAAAGGACAUCCUACUGUUUGACUCAGUACCAUGGACACGAGAGGCCUGGAGUACACCGCUUCUUACUCACCCCCUACUCGCAACCAGGCUGGUUCAGUCAGGCAGCAGUCGCAGUUCUCCCUCGUUGGGAGCUGACCUGGUGUUCUCCACAAGAUCUGGGACGAGUCGAGGGGUGGAGUCUCAUGUGUUUCGGGUGGAGACACACUGGGACCUGUCAUCAUGGACACGAGCACUGGUGCAGGGGGCACACACUGCAGCUGAAAUCAUCAAGGAGGUGUCCAUAGGGUGUGUGUUGAACCGGCAGGAUGUUCGGCUGGUCCUGCACUAUGAUCACGGCUUCACAGUGCUUCGAGACCAUGGCGAGUCUGCAGGGGGCUCUUUGCUCUUCCACUACCCCUUCGAGAAGCUCAAAAUGUCUGCAGAUGACGGCAUCCGGAACCUCUACCUGGACUUCGGGGGUCCAGAAGGAGAACUGGUGUUUGAUCUACACUCCAGUCCAAAACCUGUGGUGUUUGUUCUGCAUUCGUUUCUUUCCGCUAAACUCACCAGGAUGGGCCUGCUGAUGUAAGGAAGAGAGAGAGGGAUAUGGAGAGAUGAAGAGAGCCGGGUUUUCACUAAAUAUUCCUCUUUUACAUCCUUAUAACUCAACCUUACACAUAAUAGAGUAUUUUAAUGGAUUCGUUUCUGUACUGUUUUCAUACAAACACAUGUGUGUCUGUGUAUUUGUGUGUGUGUGUGCAUGCUUCUACAGUUGUGUAGAUUUUAUGAAACCUUUAGAAAGCAUCCAAAUUGGCUCCCAACAGUGUGAUCUGACAGGAAAGUGUCAUUGUCUACCAAUGUCAUUUUUAACAGUUAAUUGCACACUUUUUUU